This is a messenger RNA of Dissoconium aciculare CBS 342.82, 1515 nucleotides long. RefSeq names its product nucleotide-diphospho-sugar transferase. Gene Ontology annotation, molecular function: transferase activity. The transcript is spliced from 4 exons. Gene Ontology annotation, biological process: biosynthetic process. Lineage: Eukaryota; Fungi; Ascomycota; Dothideomycetes; Mycosphaerellales; Dissoconiaceae. The record is from RefSeq and is a predicted model, not a curated record. The coding region runs from base 87 to 1412 and encodes 441 amino acids. Gene Ontology annotation, cellular component: cytoplasm.
AGAUAUAGAGACAGCCGACAGACACCGCCACCACCUUUCCUUGCCAGAGAAACAGACAUAUAUACUCCACCACUGUUGCUCUCAAAAUGGCCACAUUGCAACUGCCCAACCGGGGCAAGAAGGAGAGUGGCAACGUCACAAAGGCCGUUAUACUGGUCGGUGGACCAUCUCGCGGAACCCGUUUUCGUCCAUUGUCGCUGGAUCUGCCCAAGCCACUUUUCGAAGUCGCAGGCCAUCCCAUCAUCUCUCACUGCUUCGCCGCUGUCGCCAAAGUCGAUGAGAUCCGUGAAGUCUUCCUCGUCGGUUACUACGAGGAGGGUGUCUUCAGAGACUUCAUCAAGGACUGUUCACGCACCCACCCGCAUAUCAGCAUCCGCUACCUGCGCGAAUACCAGGCCCUCGGAACCGCCGGUGGUCUCUACCAUUUCCGCGAUGCUAUCCUCAAAGGUCGUCCUGAUCGCUUCUUCGUCUUGAACGCCGACGUCUGUUGCUCCUUCCCGCUCGAGCAAAUGUUGAAGCUGUUUGAAGAGAAGGAUGCUGAGGCGGUCAUUUUGGGUACUCGCGUCUCGAACGAUGCCGCGAGCAAUUUCGGAUGCAUCGUGAGCGACGCUCAUAGCAAGCGAGUGUUGCAUUACGUGGAAAAGCCAGAGUCACACAUCUCCAAUCUCAUCAAUUGUGGAGUAUAUUUGUUCUCGACCGAGGCUAUCUUCCCAAGCAUCAAGAGCGCCAUCAAGCGGCGAAGCGACCGUCCACGCUUGGUCUCAUACCCAUCCUCGGAAGCCUUGCCCCUGGAUUACCCAGCGGACCAAGAUGAGGAUGGUGAGAAGAACGAGGUCAUUCGGUUGGAGCAGGAUAUUUUAUCAGACCUGGCCGACAGCCGACAAUUCUUCGUCCUCGAAACGAAAGACUUCUGGCGUCAGAUCAAGACUGCUGGCUCUGCUGUUCCUGCCAACGCAUUGUACCUCACGAAGGCGUUCCAAACACAAUCUGAAGAGCUUGCGAAGCCAUCGGCCAACAUCCUUCCGCCAGUCUACAUCCACCCGAGCGCGCGCGUCGACCCUACAGCAAAACUCGGUCCAAACGUGUCGGUUGGAGCCCGUGCUGUCAUUGGCGCAGGAGUGCGCAUCAAGGAAUCCAUCGUCCUCGAAGAUGCAGACAUUCGCCAUGAUGCCUGCAUUCUCUACUCUAUCAUCGGUUGGGGCAGUCGCAUUGGCGCAUGGGCGAGAGUGGAGGGAACACCUACGCCAGUACGCGAGCACAGCACAAGCGUCGUCAAAAACGGCGUCAAGGUGCAGAGCAUCACCAUCCUGGGCAAGGAAUGUGCCGUCGCAGACGAGGUGAAGGUGCAGAAUUGCGUAUGCCUACCUUUCAAAGAGUUGAAGCGCGACGUCGCUAACGAGGUCAUUAUGUAAAUACGAUCGCCGGCCGCACGAGCAAGCUCAUCGGCGCGCCAUUGCGCGCUGACUAUUCUACCCACCGCUGCAGCGGCUCGUUAUCCUCCCGAUUUGUGGCUCG